This is a messenger RNA of Panthera uncia (snow leopard), 4414 nucleotides long. It is a transcript of the gene MINAR1, whose product is annotated as membrane integral NOTCH2 associated receptor 1. The transcript is spliced from 4 exons. Gene Ontology annotation, cellular component: plasma membrane. The record is from RefSeq and is a predicted model, not a curated record. Gene Ontology annotation, biological process: negative regulation of TOR signaling; negative regulation of cell population proliferation. Lineage: Eukaryota; Metazoa; Chordata; Mammalia; Carnivora; Felidae. Bases 1333 to 4134 code for a protein of 933 amino acids.
CUGGCUCAGGUCGGGGUGCCGCACGCUCCCGGAAUGGGGAGAGGACAAGGCAGUGUGGCCGUCCGCGUCUCCAGGAUUUUCAGAUGCGUUUCAGGACCCCGGACAGGAGAGCCCGUGUUGACCUCCCCGGUGAUAACGGUCACCCCCUGGCUUGCCCGCCCACAGAGGGUUCUCACCGACAGGCUGGGCCAAGCAGGUACUGUUUUAUCAGUUAGGGCAGAACAUUCGCCGCUGGGAAGGACCCAGGUUUCCAGUAUGUCCCCCUAAGUACGAGAAAGCGCAGUGAUGAGGUUUUCUUCCUUCCGUGUGCUCGGGUAGGGGGCAUGGGGGGGAGGGGCCCCCAGAACCUGUGACUGUUAAAAUUUUUUUUUUUAGUGUUUAUUGAUUUUUGACAGAGAGAGAGAGAGAGAGAGGCAGAGCGUGAGUGGGGGAGGUGCAGAGAGAGAGGGACACACAGAAUCCCAAGCAGGCUCCAGGCUCUGAUCUCAGCACAGAGCCCGUCGCGGGGCUCCAACUCACGGACUGUGAGAUCAUGACCCGAGCUGAGGUCGGAGGCUCAACCGACCCACCCAGGUGCCCCCAGAACCUGUGACUGCCACCUUCACAGCAGCAGGGACUUUGCAGACUGAUUAAGCACCUUGAGAAGGGGAGUACCCUGGAUAUCUGGGUGGCCCGUGUCAUCACAACAGCCCAUACGUGGGAAGAAGGCAGAAAAGUCGCAGAGGGAGGCGUGGCCUCUGGGGCAGAGGGGCAGUCACGUGACUGCUGGGUUUGGAGCCAGAGGAAGGGGCCGGGAGUCCUGGAAAGCCUCGGCCAGGAACCGAAACCCGCGAGGAAACAGGUUCCUCCCUGGAGCCCCUGGGGGGGUCGCCACCUGGCCGGUACCUGGGCUUUAGCCCCGUGAACCCACGGUGGACCCCUCACGUCUGGGUCCCUCAGAUGGCAGGUCGGUGUCGUUUUAAGGCUCUGUGUUUGUGCUGACACGUCACAGCGGCAGGAGGGAGCACAUACAGGACAGCGAUUGACAGGGUCCCUAUUUGCCGCCCACUGGGGCGGCACAACCCGGGCGAUGCUCUGAGCUCCGGGGGCCGUGGACGCCCUGGAGAAUCUGCCCGGAUCUUCGCCCUGGUCAGCGUUUCUCGAGUCCUGACUCCACCCCCUUGGGACUGAGCCGCGGAGUCCAGAGGUUCCACGGGGCCCACUUUGGGAAGCUCGACAGUGAGAGCGCGACACCGUCGCCAAAGCGCAUCAGGCACGGAAACCGCGGAGCCGCUCGCCGCUGUCCGGUGGGCGCACGUGGGAUCUGGAGCCCGCGUUCGGAUCUGGCCCCGGAUGAAAACCGAACGGACUGGAGCAUUCAGCGUCGGCCGCGAGGCUCUGACGUCCUCAGCCAUGGACACCAACCAGGACACUUCCCUCUUCCUGAUGAAGAUCUUGGAGGAGCUGGACAGCAAGCAAAACACCGUUUCCUACCAGGACCUGUGCAAGUCCCUGUGUGCCCGCUUCGACCUGUCCCAGCUCGCCAAACUGAGAAGCGUGCUCUUCUACACGGCCUGUCUGGACCCCAACUUCCCGGCCACGCUGUUCAAGGAGAAGAUGAAGUGCCCCGGGAACAACCAGCAGUCGAAGAAGAUCAUGGUGGCCGCGGACGUCGUGACCAUAUUCAACCUGAUCCAGAUGAACGGGGGCGCGGCCAAGGGCAAGCUGCCCACGGGCCGGCAGAAGGGGCGCCACAAGGAGGCGCCCUUCGAGCCCUGCGGGUCGGACGCGGAGGCCUGUGCCGCGGCCCAGUGCGAGCCCCUCGGCUGCGAGCUGGGCGACAGGCCCUUCCGCCGGGGCUACCCCGCCCGCCAGGCGUCCCAGGGCCGGAAGGCGGACCCCAAGGACCGCCCGCCGCAGUUCGUGCCUGCCUCCGAGCCCAACUUCCUGCUGGGCGUCGGCAAGGAGCCGAAGAGCCGCGCGGCCUCCCUGGACCGGCUGCAGGCGCUGGCGCCCUACUCCAUCGCCAGCCCCCAGCCCUGUGAGAUGCAGAGAACCUACUUCCCCAUGAACAUCGAGAGCGAGCCCGUCUCAGACCAGGACUCCCUGCCCAUGAGCCAGGGUGGCAGCACGGAGCCCUUUGUCAUCCAGUCCUGUGUCCAGAAGAGGAACAUCUUUAAGGAGGAUUUUCACAACCUGAUGGCCGUGUCGCCCACGCUGGUUGGCCCCGCCAGCAAGGGAGAGGUCGAGCGUGGGGAGCCCCGGGGGCACCCGGAGCCCCACAGGACACCCUUCUUCAACCACAGCUUUGAGAUGCCCUGCAACAGCCAGUACCUGAACCGCACGUACUCCCCGGUGCCCGACAAGAGGCGGGCCAAACACGAGAGCUUAGACGACCUUCAGGCCUCCACGUAUUUUGGGCCCACUCCAGUGACGGGGGCGCAGGAAGCCAGGCGCUGCCCGGGGAGGCCGGGCAAGCAGACCCCCUGGCCGGCCAAAAGCUGGAGCCUCAACACCGAGGAGGUCCCUGACUUUGAACGGUCCUUCCUGAACAGAAACCCCUCUGAGGAGAAGCUGCGAUAUCCACACCCCAGCAGCCAGACCCCCAGUUUCCCAGCCCCAGACAGGCGGCCCACUUACCUCGCGCCAAGCGACCCACAGCAGGUCCUUCCCGGGGGCUACGCGGCAAAACCAGAUGGGCUCAAACCUAAAGAGGUCUCGUCCCCUGUUGACCUGGAGAAGCACGAGCCGGUCAGAAAGUUCAAAGACAAGAGCAUUAGCUGCACGGGGGGGCAGCUCAGCUCAGACACCAGCAGCGUGGGCACCCAGACCGAGCAGCACGUGUUGGAGCCCAAGAAGUACAAGGACCUGUGCGCCUCCGGGCAGAGCAAGUACAGUGACAGGCACGCCAUGAAGCAGUCAGACGACGACUCGGAGGUCGUCAGCGAUGACAUCAGCGACAUUUUUCGAUUUCUUGACGACAUGAGCAUCAGUGGCUCCACGGGGGUGAUGCAGUCCUCCUGCUACAACAGCACAGGGUCCUUGUCUCAGCUUCACAAGUCAGACUGUGACAGUUCGCCGGAGCACAGCGUAACCAAAAUCGCCAACGGGCUUCCCGGUAGCAAAGGAGAAAAGGGCAGCCGGCCCGAAGGCAGCAGCCACCGCUCCGAAGAGGAGCUGAAGACCAGUGUGUGCAGGCUGGUGCUGAGGAUCGGCGAAAUCGAGCGGAAGCUUGAGUCGCUGUCGGGUGUCCGCGAGGAAAUUUCGCAGGUCCUGGGCAAGCUAAAUAAGCUGGAUCAGAAAAUGCAGCAACCCGAGAAGGCGGGUGUGCAGGUCGACCUGAAUUCCUGGACGAGCGAGGCUCCGUCCGACGAGAGCGCCUCUCCCCGGAUGUUUCGUGGGCACAGCGGCCCCCGUGGACCCAAACCCGAGAACGCGGCCGACUGGUGCUGCUCAGAGGCCAGCGGAAGCAACAGCGAGAGCCUCCGCGUCAAGGCCUUAAAAAAGAGCCUCUUCACCAGGCCGUCCUCGAGGUCCCUGACGGAGGAGAACAGCGCCACGGAGUCCAAAAUCGCCAGCACCUCCAACUCGCCCAGAGACUGGCGCACCAUCACCUACGCCAGCCGCGUGGGCCUCGGUGAGGAGGAGGUGAAGGACAGGGGCCCCGGGGAGAGUAAGGACUGGCACCAGAAGUCCAAAGAGGCGGCCGGGCCAUACAGCGUCCCCCCGCAGCACCGACUGCCCAAGCAGUGCAAGGACAGCUUCCUGGUGGAGCAGGUGUUCAGCCCGCACCCCUACCCCGCCUCCCUCAAAGCCCACAUGAAGAAUGACCCCCUGUACGCGGACAUGCGGCUGACGGAACUGGCCGAGGUGAAGCGGGGCCAGCCCUCCUGGACCAUCGAGGAGUACGCAAGGAACGCGGGUGACAAGGGCAAGCUGACGGCCCUAGACCUGCAGACGCAGGAGUCCUUAAACCCAAACAACUUAGAAUACUGGAUGGAGGAUGUUUAUACCCCGGGCUACGACUCGUUACUGAAGCGUAAGGAAGCCGAGUUCAGACGAGCCAAGGUCUGCAAGAUCGCCGCUCUGGUCGCCGCUGCCGCGUGCACGGUCAUCCUCGUGGUUGUCGUGCCCAUCUGCACGAUGAAAUCCUGAGCCCGGGGCCGCCCCGCCGUGCACGGCUGGCGGCCGCCGGCUCUCCCUCUGUGGCGUGAGGCCUCAGGGCCGUGUGGCGACAGCUCGCUGGGGCUUUCUGCCGGUGGGCAAGAUGCGCUUCAGGAAGUGUGCGUUCUAGAGAGACCUACCCUCCUAUUGGCUUUGACUCAAUGACGCUCGGAUGCGUUGUUAGAAGUGCAAUAUCUUUUCCUACCAAAAGAAUGUAACGGACGAGCAGAACAUGCAAAUUGAAUUCCAAGCAAAAAAAAAUUUAAUUGGA